UUUCCGGAUUUGUGUCAGGUGACUGAACAGUGCCGUUUCAUUGGUCGGUUGCUCCUCCGUGUUUAUUUCCGGAAGUAAGUUGUUGUCAGUCUCAGACUUUCCUUAAGGGCUUUUAAAUCUCAAAUCAACCGAGCCGGUUCGAAAGGUGUGUCCUCAUUCACAGGAUGGCACAUUGGUUUCACAGAAACCCACUGAAGGCAACAGCGCCAGUGUCCUUUAAUUUCUAUGGCGUUGCAGGGAGCCCUGCUGCAAAUAAGAUAUGCAAUGACCUGAGGACGACCAGGGCAAGACUGCUGGAUAUGUUCACUGAUGUCACCUGCAACCCUGAGAUCAUGAAAAAUGCCACAGAUGCAUACUUCUCCCUCCUGCAAGGCUUUAUCGCAUCCUUGGAUGGAACUACACAGGAGAACAAGAUGAGGUUCAUCCAGAACUUUAAGUGGACUGACACCUUACAAGGAAACACACCAAGUGCUCAGCAGGAUGCAGUCUUUGAACUGGCCUCUAUGGCUUUCAAUGUAGCCCUCUGGUAUACCAAGUUUGCCUCGAGACUAGCAGGGAAGGAAAAUGUAACAGAGGCUGAAGCGAAAGACGUUCACCGGAGCUUGAAGGUUGCUGCUGGAAUAUUCAAAAAUUUGAAGGAGGUCCACAUCCCCCGCCUCAUCACCCCGGCUGAAAAGGGCAGAGACCUGGAGCCCAGAGUGAUUGAUGCAUACAUUAUCCAGUGUCAAGCAGAAGCCCAAGAAGUCACAAUUGCCAGAGCGAUUGAACUGAAGCACAAUGCCACACUCAUCGCAGCUUUGGCAUUUGAGACGGCAAACUUCUAUCAAAAAGCCGACCACACACUCAACACCUUGGAGCCAGAGUGCAGCAGCAAGUGGAGGAAGUAUCUUCAGCUGAAGCAGCACUUUUACAUGGCUUAUGCGUACUGCUAUCAUGGACAGACACUGCUGGCGAGUGACAAGUGUGGUGAGGCCAUAAGAUCCCUCCAAGAGGCAGAAAAGUGUUACUCCCGUGCUGAGGCGCUGUGUAAAGAGUACCGUCAGACCAAAGGCCCAGGCACCACGGCCAAACCGUCGGAGCAGCUGUUCUUCCUCAAACUGGGCGGCCUCAUUAAGAACACACUGGAGAAGUGCCAGAGAGAAAAUGGCUUCAUAUACUUCCAUAAAGUCCCAGCUGAGGCGCCGCAGCUGGAGCUGAAGGCGAGCUACGGCUUGGCUGAACCAGUCGCCUUUGAGCUGCCGCCUGUCAGCGAGCUGUGCACUCCUGAAGUCUACGCCACCUUCGACCUGACCAAAGGAGCUAAGAAUGACAAGGCCAAACCCAAGGACGAGGAGGUGAAACCGGUGAAAGAGCCAGAUUUGAAGCCCCAGAAGGACACAGGCUGUGUCAUCUCUUAAACUUCCUACUCAUUACAUUUUCAGCCUCAUGCUUCAGUGCCAUCGAUUAUAAUGAUGGUCUACAUUUAGCUCCCCAUGUGAACCUCCCUAGGGAAAAAAACAACAACAUUUUUUUGUAAUAUAAAUCCAUGUUGUUUUACAUUUAUGCUGAGACAUGUGUAUUGUAUCUGAGUAUGACAGUCAUUAACCCUGCAUUUAAGCCACAGACACUUCACAGUAUGUGGCCACAUGCCUGAAACCUUUACCAAGUAAGAACAGUUCUUUCAGGGUCUGGCGAGUGAUUACGUGUCAGCUGAAAGGACUGCUUUAAAUUAGAUGAUAACUAAGGAGUCUUAUAGGUAACAUGUUUUUAUCAGUGGUGCCUUUGGCUGCAACUUAAACCUGUUCUCCAUAACCCCUUUCACACCUGGCCUGAUUAUAGAUGACGCAAGUAAAAGAAACUGACCUAUUCAAUAAGCGGAUCCAGUGCACAUCCAAACAGAAACACAAUGCAUUUGUAGUAUUCAGUGAUAAAUAGAUGAGACUUAUAUGUUGAACUUUUAACACUACAUAAGAACAGGUACAUGUAGGAAAUAUUGCACUCCAACAAUCAGCCUUUAUAUUACCAAUUUAAUACUUUCAGAUUAUUUAAAUGCCGUUGAAGCAGAUUUGUUCUGAUCUAAAACAGACAAAAAAGUUCUGAAUUCUGAAAUAAAAAAUCAACAGUUGAAAAGGGCAAGACUGCAUGUGCUGCUGCUGGUGAAUUUGGUUCGUUUUAGCUGUAGCAGUUUACAAUCAAUUCAGAUCAAACAACGUAUGUAUUAUAGUUUUUUUCUUUUGUACGUGACAUGAUGGAGCUGUUUUCUACUUUGACUAUUCAUUUAAGGAAACCAUUACUGCAUUUGACUCUCUUUACCAUGAAGGCUGUGUAUUUGGGGAUAUUAUGCCUUAUAACAGUAGUUCUUAAUUUAUUUCUGUGGCUAUGUAAUGAUAUUUAAACAGCUUAGCGCAGUAUAAACUCAUAUAUAUAUAUUUUUUUCUUUUGCUGGUGUUGAUUUUAAGUAAAAUUCUUACUCCUGCUAAGUUCUCAGUCACAGUUGUCAGUAGUUGACGGCACUGUACAUGUACUGACCUUUAGCCCCUUCUUAAAAGAUCUGGACAUGAGCAUUUGUGUCUAAAACAGUUUUACGUCCUCCUGAAGAGCUGCCCCAGCUGCUCCACUGAAACCCCCCACUUUUAAAAUAGAAGUCCAGUCAAAUGAAGAGUAAUACACGAUUGCUACGAACUUGUAUAAACUGUAAUAUACUGCUUAUGUGCUCUGAAUUAACCUACAUGUAUAUUUGCCGACUCGGAUCUAAACGUGAGGAGUAGAUUGAACCAGACAAACUUCUCCACUCAUUUCUUCAUAGCACAUCUUAACAUGUUUGAGUUUGCAUUCAGCUGUGCAGGCAUUUCAGCUGGUUGAGAUCCGUAGCAUCCUCGUGGUUGGGUUCGCUAUUCUUUAGCAUGUAGUUCAUGUAACUCAGAUGUGUGGAUGUAAGUGGGAAGCACCGCAGAAAUCAGACGAUGUGGAUUCUUCAUCCUGUUCAAGGUGACUGUUUAUCAUUAGGCCGUGUCACAUCAUCAUUACAGUGUACUGUACUGUAUCUCCUUCCUCCUCUAAUGGUGUCCUUCAUGUAAAAUGUAUUUCAAAUGGUAUUAAAUCAUCCCUAAAACUA
Molecule: messenger RNA, 3094 nt
Organism: Mugil cephalus (flathead mullet)
Lineage: Eukaryota; Metazoa; Chordata; Actinopteri; Mugiliformes; Mugilidae
Gene: brox
Product: BRO1 domain and CAAX motif containing
Exons: 13
Coding region: 165-1397 (410 amino acids)
Source: RefSeq, a predicted model, not a curated record